GAAAAACAGAUGGGCAGAGCAUUAACUACAGAUCACCAACUAUCCUCCCAACUUCAAACUUCACACGCUUAUUAAAGUCUCCUCUCCUCGCAACUUAGUUACUCACACACUCUUUCCCUUCCCACCUUCACUCUUCCACUCCUGCUGCUAUGGCUACCAGAAGCUUCUCCUUCCUGUCCUUUCUUUUCUUCCUGUUGAUCACUCUGGUUUCAGGCCAAGAUAAUGGUGGUGGUGGUGGCUCUGAUGCGUCUACUCCAGAUGGAGUUGGAGGAAGAACAAGUGAUCAGCUGGUUCCAGCCAUGUUCAUAUUCGGAGACUCCCUCAUUGACAAUGGCAAUAACAAUGACCUUCCUUCCUUUGCCAAGGCCAACUACUACCCUUAUGGCAUUGACUUCGACGGUGGCCCAACUGGUCGCUUCUCUAAUGGUUACACCAUCGUUGACGAAAUUGCUGAUCUGUUGGGUCUUCCACUCAUUCCGGCAUAUUCUCAAGCAUCUGGUGAGCAAAUGCUGCAUGGAAUUAACUAUGCUUCGGCUGCUGCAGGAAUCCUUGAUAUCACCGGUAGAAAUUUUGUGGGACGCAUACCCUUCGACCAGCAGAUACGGAACUUUGAGAACACCCUUGAUCAGAUAACGACCAAUCUGGGGGCCGAUCGUAUGGCCAAUGCAAUCGGACAGUGCAUAUUCUUUGUUGGGAUGGGUAGUAAUGAUUACCUCAACAACUACCUACUGCCCAACUACCCCACCCGGAACCAAUACAACGCCCAACAGUACGCCACUCUAUUGAUUCAACAGUUCACUCGCCAACUCACCAGCCUAUACAAUCUUGGAGGACGGAAAUUUGUGAUAUCAGGGGUUGGAGUCCUUGGCUGUGUACCGAGCAUUCUCGCUCAAAGUCCGAAUAGCCUGUGCUCCGAAUCGGUAAAUGGGUUGGUUCUUCCCUUCAAUGCCAAAGUCAGAUCUCUAGUUGACAACCUGAAUGCCAAUCUCCCUGGUGCCAAAUUCAUAUACCUUGAUUCCUACCAGAUGUUCCAGGACAUCAUCAAGAGCCCGACACAAUAUGGGUUAAGUGUGAUCGAUCGCGGGUGUUGUGGGAUUGGGCGCAACAGUGGGCAGAUCACAUGUCUUCCAUUCCAGACACCAUGCUCCAACAGAGAUCAAUAUGUGUUUUGGGAUGCUUUCCACCCAACAGAAGCUGUGAAUAUCAUAAUGGGAAAGGAAUUCUUCAGUGGGAACACCAACCUUGCCUACCCUAUGAACAUCCAAAAACUUGCAAAUCUUUGAUCUUGAGCCAAAAAAGUACUAUUUACUUGUUAGAGAGAUGAUGAUGUCUAUGAAUUGAGCUUUUAUAAGGGAUUUGGAAGGAUUUAUAUAUAAUAUUGGAGUUUGAUUUUGAGACUAA
Messenger RNA from Macadamia integrifolia, 1401 nucleotides. Its product is annotated as GDSL esterase/lipase At1g71691-like. Gene Ontology annotation, molecular function: hydrolase activity, acting on ester bonds. The transcript has 5 exons. The coding region runs from base 150 to 1283 and encodes 377 amino acids. NCBI's taxonomy places the organism in Eukaryota, Viridiplantae, Streptophyta, Magnoliopsida, Proteales, Proteaceae. The record is from RefSeq and is a predicted model, not a curated record.